Amoebophrya sp. A120 is the source of this 3445-nucleotide messenger RNA. The record is from the annotation of a GenBank genome assembly. Lineage: Eukaryota; Dinophyceae; Syndiniales; Amoebophryaceae.
CAGAAAGUUGACCAACGCCACAAGGCCAACAUCACGGCCCGUUUCUUUUUUUUUUCGUAUUAGCUUAAGUACUUGCUUUUGCGUGCCUGCUAAACUUUUUGUCUUGAGCCGAACUAGUAUCGAGCACUCUUAUUUGCGAUACGUAGCGUUUUCUGCAGUCUACAUCUGCAGCGACACAACAAAUUUAAGAACCCGACCAUUGAACAACAUAAACCAUGGAAGCAAAUUUCGCAGCUGCAGUAGGCUCGAAGCUGCGAUUGGUACAGCCCCGCACGACUCUCCAUGGCGAGCCAGAUUCUGGGCGACACAUCGUCGCUGGAGCGGAAGGAUUUAAGAAAGGGGCGACUGUUUUUGCGGAAACGGCUCUGGCAAGUGCAAGCUUCGCAUCGUCCGAACAGGAUUCCAUAUGCGAUUGGGGCACGAUAAUAGCGCAGAAGAAACACCAUUUGGCAGAAGUGGAAGCGGUUUUGUGUAGAAAUGGCGAUAGUGAAAACAGUGAGAGCAACAGGUCAUCCAUUCGCCUUAUGUUCCGUCGCUCUGAUGGACGUUGCGAUUCGCGGCAAAGGAGCCGUGAGAGUAAUCGCGAAGCUCAAGCUUCUGCAAGGAACGGAGUUUCAGGAGAGAGAAGCGAACGCUGGGCCAGCAUGCAACUCGAGAACGAAAUCUUUAGCCAGGUCGCGGCAAAGAAGCGAGGGAGCCCGCUUUCGCAUUUCCCGUUUGACAGGAGCAGGACAGACGGGGACUCUCGUGGCUGUAUUUCCUGCGCUUUUUCGCGUUCAAGAACACAAAGAGAAAGUGCGGACGCGGAAACGAGGCCCUUGGGAGAGCCCGAAGGGGGAACUCACGCCGGGUGUUAUUUCGACUCCGAAGAAGUGCCCGCGUCGGAUGAAGGGCUGGAAUUUGCUCUCUUUCGGCCUACGGUAGCUGACUUCUUCGCGUGCUGUGUCGACGACAGCAUAGCUAGACGUGCGGCACCGGAAGAUGAUGACCAAUUACCCAAACCACUGAACUCAAACCCGGCAGGCCGCAGAGAACAAGUAGUCGUUGCUGAUGCGAACGAUAGCGAUGCGCAAAAAGAGCCUUUGAGAUAUCUCGAACUUCCCACGCCAGCCCGGCUGCGCGCGACAGUGAAUGGUGGGAGCGUGGUACCAGAGCCGAAAGUUUCGCAUCCAGUGGGAGACGGUACCAGCGAGGCACAGCUAGGACGCAGCCUCUGGUCGUGGGAACAGGCAGACUUGGACCACCCAAGCGAAUUGCGACGGCAAAUUCGUGCCCGGUUCAGCCGCAACAAUUUCGCUAUUGUGGACGAGGAUUUUUCUCCCGUCGGGGCAGCGGUUCUCCCUCACGUCGCUAUGCUAAACCACAGCUGCGACCCCAACGUCGUGCUACGGUACUUUCUUAUGCAUAUGGAUGAAAUGGAUACCGGUACUAUGCGUGUGAACUUGGUUGAAGAUGACGUGAGUUGCCCCCCACAUCACGGCCGGCGCACCAAAAAACCGAAGAUUUUGUGCGUUUUGGUCGCGCUGCGGGACAUUGCGCCGCACGAGGAGAUUUGCCACUCCUACGUAGACAUUGGUCAAUGCGUACGGGAAAGGCGCCAACAGUUGAGAAGCCAGUUUGGGUUUGCUUGUAACUGCAACCGUUGCAAACGCGACCUGCGUGGCGAGAAGCACCUCGUGAUGCAUUUUUGUGCAGAAGGACAAGGAGAAGGGCAAGUGCGUGGAUCCUCCUGUGCCGGAGUAUCAACAAGCUCGUGGCCGAAAAAUUCAUUUCCCCAUUUGCAGCCACACUUCCACCUACCGGGGCAGACGUACUCCCAAAGUAGUAAUCCAGAUCAUGCGAAAGCGAAAGGUACAGGUAGAAGAAAUCUUCGGCUCGCGGAGAAGUCGCGGCGCACAAUGUGGCUGAUGCCAGGAGAGAAAAUGCGUGCAGCGAUGAAAAGCAGUACGCAGAUCAUCGGGAGUGUGGAUUUUGUGCCCGAUAAGAUUCUCUUCUGCGGGCCUGUAGUGCUCGACGACUUACAAUACUUGGCUGUUCGCGAAGAGGACUUUGUUCGCGCCGGAAAGACACCGACAACCUCUCUCGGCUGCUCGACCGCUGCGUAUCCGGAUGCCGAUGCGCUGCUUCAGGCCGCGGCUCGACUCGGCUCCAAGUGUGAUUUUCUGACGCUUCUAGAGUGGGCGGGAAACGCAGAGCAUCCCUACUGGGUGUUCAAGGAGCGAAUGUGUGUUUUGGAGGCCGACGAUGCGGAUGAAGCGGAUUGCGGCGAAGGUUCGUCUUUACUGGACCUGCUCGACUCUAUCAUGGAGAUGUGCAGUGCGCACUUAGUAGAGCAAGGUGGGACGUCGAACGCAGCUGCGACAUCUGAGGGUGGCGCUUUGACUUCCGUGAAGACGUCACUUCCACCAGCACUUUUCCGUGCUUGUUUGGUCUCCAAAGCCUGCGUGAGCUUGCUGCUCGACGAAUACGCAACUCGUGCCCCGGGAUGGCACUUUGCGAAGUUUGUGGAGGGAUUUCUGGCUCAGAUGGAGCUACUACAGGACCUUCCCCCGGGUGAAGAAGAUUCGAUCAGGGGUUUUUAUGAGAGACUGGUUCGCGAACUGUUUGCUGCCUUUACGGUGAACCAGUGUUGCUUGCGACCCGAAAUCCUGGCGCACGAAGGCCUCCAGCAGGUUGUGCAACAGGAAUUGGCCGAAUUGGAGCGCAGUUUUUUGAGAAGAAAGGUUGUGGUGCAUGGGAGGCAGGGCGCCCCCACGAGGGAUGAAAAAAAUCUGAAAUACUGUCAGCGGGGAACCGAGGCAAGUUCGAACAGUCCUGACCUAUUGACCAACGACCUUGCAGGGGAUCUGGCGCUGCAGCACAGCCUUUUUCUGGUCCAGCAGCUGGAGCGCAAAUACCCGGCGGGGCACCCCGUGCAGAGGCUGGCGAGGUGCCGGAUGCUUGCGAUCGGCGAGGGAUAAGAUAGCUGCUGAAAAAGAAAUUCAAACGUGAUUUGACGGAAGGACGAAGCCUUUUAAGUUUCCUACGAGGGUGAGGACGGACCCAAGGCCAAUGCAAAUGCUAACUCAUUCGCAACGUCGCGGUCGCUCGCGUUGUCCUUGCGUCAGACAGCCCAGAACUGUAGCAUGUCUUGCUGCAUUUUCCGUGCCAGAUACGUACACGUUUUGGGCUGUAAGGGUAGGGCGGUUGAAUUCAAAUUAAUAAGAAGUCUAGAUAGUAUGUUACAUAGUAAUGAGAUCGCGCCAUGUCUGUAUGUUUCACUUUUAUCUUCUGGGCGUGCAACGAGAACAAUGACAAUCUUUGCGCUUCCGAUUUUUGUUGUCAAAAUAAGCCAUUCCCAUUUUCGAAAAAAGUGAAACUAAGCAACAAAAUAUAACAUAGAUUGGUAAGAAUAAGAGAAGAAAAUCAAAGCGUCACAAUGCUGGCCACGGUGCCGUUGCCUUCG